AUUCACUGGUGCAGUCAACCCAGUUCUUAGACAUAGAGCAGCCUUCUUUUUCAAAACAUGACUUCCUUCGGCUUUGACCCUUACUUCCCUUCUACUUACAAGAAGAGAGUAGCUGUGCGCAGUGCAGGAUACGGAGCUGGUGGAGGAAUAGGAUCUAGGUAUGCCUACUCCAGCCACUCUGCCCCAAUAACUUCCUAUGCAUCUUCACGCAGAAGUUAUCCAACACACACCCGAGCUACUUCCAGCUACUCCUCUGUGCUUUCUGCUCCAGUGUCUGCAGCUGCUACUGAGCUACGCCUUGACCAAGCAGCCCAGGUCAGCUCUGAGUUCAAAUCAAUAAGGACCAAGGAGAAGGCUGAGCUGCAGGAACUGAAUGAUCGCUUUGCAAGCUUCAUUGAGAGGGUCCAUGAACUGGAGCAGCAGAACAAGUUGCUGGAUACUGAACUCCUGCUGCUCAGGCAGAGGCAAACAGAGCCAUCCAACCUUCGGGCCCUGUAUGAGCAUGAGAUCCGCCAGCUCCAAGCUGCUGUAGAAGAGGCCCGCCAUGAGAGGCAAGCAGCCCAGGACCACAGGGAUGAGAUGGAGGAUGUGUUGAGAAACCUGCAAAAGCGCUAUGAGGACGAAGUGCUCGGCAGACAGGAAGCAGAGGGCAGACUCAUGGAUGCCAGGAAGGGAGCAGAUGAAGCUGCACUGGGCCGGGCUGAGCUUGAGAAAAGAGUUGGGACCCUGCUGGAUGAGAUGGCCUUUCUGAAGCGCCUCUGUAUGAGUGAGAUUGCUGAGCUGCAGGCCCAAAUACAGUACAGCGCAGAGGUGUUUGUGGAGAUGGAGGUUGCCAAACCCGACCUAUCCGCUUCUCUACGUGACAUCAGAGUCCAGUAUGAGAAGCUUGCCCAACAAAACCUUCAAUCAGCCGAAGAAUGGUUCUGCAACAAGAUGAAUGUGAUGACAGCAGGCACUACUCGCAACACAGAGAGUGUACGUAAUGCCAAAGAUGAGGCUGGAGAAUACCGUCGGCUCCUCAGUGCCAGGAUGCUGGAGAUUGAUGCCUGCCGUGAGAUGAAUCAAGCCCUGGAAAACCAACUACAGGAAGUAGAGGAGAAACAGAGUGCAGAAAUCUCCGCACUGCAGGAUACAAUAAGUCAACUGGAGGAAGAGUUGAGGGCCAACAAGAAUGACAUGGCUCGCUACUUGAAAGAUUAUCAGGACCUCUUGAAUGUGAAGAUGGCCUUGGAAAUUGAAAUUGCAGCCUACAGGAAGCUCCUUGAAGGAGAAGAGAACCGUUUCAAUGUGGUGAGACUGGGGUCUGUCACUGCUUACUCCCAGGCCAUGUACGCUCCUCCAUCUUACGGAAGAACACAGGUCUCCAUGCAGUCUCAGCUGAGCUCUGCAGCUCCGUAUCUGCUGAGCUCCCGCUUGUAUACUUCAUCACUGUCCACAGAGGAGACAGUAUCCGCAAGCCAAGCACAGCAGGCGGAGGCCAGCCCUCCUAAAGAGGAGGAGGAAGAGCAGGAAGAAGAGGAAGAGAAGGAGGACGAAGAGGAGCAGCAGGGAGAAGAGAAGGAGGGUGAGGAAGAGGGAGAAGAGGGGGGGGAAGAGGAGGAUGCGGAGGUAGAAGAAAAGGAGAAAGAAGAACCAUUAGAGGAAGAGGAAGAAGCAGAUGGUGAAGAGGGUGAGGCAGAGGAUGGAGAAAAAGAAGAUGAGGAAGAAGGAGGAGAGGAGAGCCAACCUCAAGAAGAGGAGGACGCUGAGCAGAAAGAGGAAGAGGGUGAUGGUGCGGGUGAGAAGGGGGAGGAAGAAACUGAAAAACAAGAGGAGGUGGAGUCUGAGGAGAAAAAUGGGGAAAAAUAAAAAAGUUUAAAUUUAAAUGCUUUAAAACUACCUGCUAGCAUUGUAGCUGAAGGAUGUCUUCUCUGGUGCUCUACAUGUACAGAGAUAUAUCUCUAAUUCAGACCAAAUAAAAAUCUAUUGAAAUCAGAAGACAACAUGUUGAUGAACAAAAUAUUCUGUGUGAUCAACUUGAGAACUUGAGUGACCCGCAGCAUGAAUAUGCACACUGUACAAGCAAAGAAAUGAAACAAUAUAAAAGCAAAUCAAUAAAUUGAUGAAGACAGGAUGUGACAAAUGUCUGGAGUAGAAAUUCUGCUUUGUGAAGAUUUGUUUGCAAACACCUGUGUGCUUUACUCUCACCGAUACAUGCCUGUACAAUUGUCUGAAUGUGCAAUACCCAGUCUGAAAUGCCUUACUUCAAGUCCUCACUGAGUGCUUUAAAUCCAUGCUGUGCUGCAUUGAACUCCAAUAAAGCCUUGACACCUUGACAACAUA
Messenger RNA from Micropterus salmoides (largemouth bass), 2322 nucleotides. RefSeq names its product neurofilament, light polypeptide b (gene neflb). Gene Ontology annotation, molecular function: structural constituent of postsynaptic intermediate filament cytoskeleton. The coding region runs from base 58 to 1848 and encodes 596 amino acids. Gene Ontology annotation, biological process: neurofilament bundle assembly. The transcript is spliced from 4 exons. The record is from RefSeq and is a predicted model, not a curated record. NCBI's taxonomy places the organism in Eukaryota, Metazoa, Chordata, Actinopteri, Centrarchiformes, Centrarchidae. Gene Ontology annotation, cellular component: axon; intermediate filament; postsynaptic intermediate filament cytoskeleton.